UCUGGGGAUCAGAUGCUGCCAGCGACACAAAGACAACAAAACCGAAAGCUACAACACAAUCGCCCAGGGAAUCAUCAUCAACCUCUGCGACAACAAGUUCGUCAUCAAAGACAACAUCAAAUAAUAUACUCAAUGGCAUGGAAGAGAAAUCACAAAGAAAUUCAACAGCUGGUACAUCAAAAAACUCAAUCAAUAAUCCGAACAUAACAAAGACUAAUGAUGCAAGGGCGCAAUCCACGCCAACAACUAAGGUAAACAUAACCAAAGGGUCAACGCUUACAACCGAAUCACUCUCAACAACAGCGUCGUCGAUAAAUGGAAAUACGACUGUGGUCACCCCUCCUACGUCAGAUUCAAAUCUAGAAAUAUCAAUCAGGCUAAUAACUACAUCUGCGACAGCAAUAACACACUCUUCUGAUACCAGCGAGCAGUCUGCAGAAAUGAAGUCUUCUAUCACGAAUGAGAAAAACCAAAAUGAAAUUGCAAAAACUACUACAACGCCAAAACUGGAAUUCGCAAGAAAUGGAACUUCAAAUAGCAAUGAAAGAAACACAGUUAAAAACGAAACGACAACUAUCAUUGGCGUAGAAGACGACAAUAGCACAAUCAUGACUACAGUAGAAACGACUACUAGAAAGAUUGAAAAUAGCAAUUCGUUUGAAAACGCGUCGCAGCCACCAUUGGCAACCCACAAGGUUGAAACAAUAACAGUAGACUCACCUGAUUCAAAAAUAACACAGACACAGACGACCAGCGCAACAGAAAAUCUAGCAAAAACUUCAGAAUCAUCUGCAACAAAUAAUUUGACGACAACUGCAAAUUACAGUGGCGACGUCAGCGACUACGACUCCACAGACAACAACAGCGCCUACUACAGCGCCUACUACAGCGACUACUACUCCGGCUCCGUUUAGUCUUUAGAAUUAUAUAUUUUGUUAACCUGCCUGUUGUGUUGGUAGUAAACUUCAGCAUCGCUCUACAAUAACCACGUCACCUCAUCAUAUACCGUUUCUAUCACUACACCAUUUCGUUGUUUCUCGUUAUAUAGAAUUCUUGUCUAUGUCGUACUUUGUGCAUGUAGAAUGAGUAUUUCAUUGACUGCAAUAGACUUCAAUCAAAACCAAAGUUGUGAAGUUGCUAAUAUCCGGGAACCUAGCAGGUUAUAAGUUUGAGGAAAUUAAG
Molecule: messenger RNA, 1182 nt
Organism: Styela clava
Lineage: Eukaryota; Metazoa; Chordata; Ascidiacea; Stolidobranchia; Styelidae
Source: RefSeq, a predicted model, not a curated record